This is a messenger RNA of Drosophila sulfurigaster albostrigata, 2393 nucleotides long. RefSeq lists its product as uncharacterized. Gene Ontology annotation, biological process: proteasome-mediated ubiquitin-dependent protein catabolic process; regulation of proteolysis. Gene Ontology annotation, cellular component: cytoplasm; nucleus. Gene Ontology annotation, molecular function: ubiquitin protein ligase binding. Lineage: Eukaryota; Metazoa; Arthropoda; Insecta; Diptera; Drosophilidae. The record is from RefSeq and is a predicted model, not a curated record.
UCAGUUGAAGGUGGCGCGUUGCGCUCGGCAGUUCGUGUGUUCGUUGUCUGAGCUCCAUUUGCGUUUUGUCGUGCACUCAGAUAGCAGCUGGUAAUAUCGGUCAAGUUCAGCUCCUUUCCAGAAUUGCACAUUGACGCAUUGAAUUGCUGUGCGGGGCAGGUGAAAUUCACUUUUUAAUUGCAAAUAAAAGCAAAAGUGAAAAUAUAAAAUUAUAAAUACUCAAGAACUUGUCACGGUGCCAAAUAUUAUGCACAGAUAAAGUUUAAAAAGGUGUGUUCUCGCCUUCCAUUUACAAACAAACUAGAAAAAUAUAGUAUACAUGUGUAUAUCUGUGCGAUCUACAUCUACAUAAUUAUUUCAAAGGUCAUAAAACAAUUCAAAGACCCUUAUCGUCCGUUGUUCUUAUGUAAAUUCGAUCGCGAUCGUAAAAACAAAAUACUUAAAUAAAACAAUUUGCGCAGCAGCUUUCGAAAAAUCAAUUAUUCGCUCUUCCAGCGAUUCCGCUAAAUAACACAACGACAAAAUCAUCAAUAAAUAAAGAUGAGCACUGCCGCUGUCAUGGAGUUGGCCGUUGCCCAUCGCAAGGAACAGGCGAAUGUAGGCACAUUGCUGGCUCGCCGCUAUGCGGAUUUGUUGCAUGCUGAAAAGCACACCGACUGUGUGUUCCAUGUGUGCGAACAACAGUUGAAGGGUCACAAGUUGAUCCUAAGCGCAGCCAGUCCCGUGUUUGAGGCAAUGUUCUAUGGACCACUGCAGGAACCGGAACCGGAGAUUGAGAUACACGACAUCAGUGCGGCAAUCUUCAAGGUGCUCAUCGAAUACAUCUACAGCGGCAGCGUGGACUACGAGUGCUUGCAGCUGGAGGAAUGCAUUGAACUCUACUAUGCCGCCGAGAAGUAUCUGCUGGAUCAACUCAUAACCGAUGCUUUACUUGCUGUAUCCCGCAAGCUGCGCUUCUCUAACGUUCUGCCAGCCCUGGAAUUAAGUGUGUGCAUGGGUCUGGACAGACUGCUGGAUGUGUGCAUGUCAUUUUUUAUGCGCUGUUGCGUCAACAAUGAUCAGUACUUGAGCUAUCUGAAGGAAAAUUACGUCCACGUGUCCAAGGAAUGCGUCAAGUCCAUUAUUGCCGCAAGCAAAGAGCCGCACAAACUGCUGCUUUGGUACGUUUAUGAGUGGACACAACAGGAGUGCGAUGAUGCCGGUCUGGGAGAUGGCCACCUGGCAGGUUACGCCUCCCCCCCCGAAGCCGCCAACAGCCGGGAUGUUGUGCCAGCCACGGUCGUGGAACGCUGCUACUACAAAGCCUGCCGUCCAUUCACAAUCGAUGCCGAGUCCAAUGUGUGGCGUCUGGAUAUGAAGUGUUCUCGUUUCAUUUCCGUGCUGGGUCUAGUGCUUAACAGUCGACUGGCACCCAAUCUCACCUGCCACAUUGGCCGCGUACCGCAAGAAUAUCGCGAAUCGUUGCGCAUUGAUCUUUACGCCGACGGUGACGAUCCUGUGUGGACGCACAUCAUCCAGAAUCAGUUGACCAAGUACAAUUGUGAUUUGCAUUUGAGUUGGAGCCGAGAACAGGCCUGUGUGUUGACGCCCGAGGUGCAGUACGUGUUGCAGCUGCGUUGGGAGAGCAGCGCCUUUGGGGCAGAGUAUCCAUGUAGCCUGCAGUCUUGUUUAGUCGAUGGCAUCCGCUUUAUCGAUGGCGACUCCUUCAGUGGCAGCCUAGUCAAGGGGCUGCGAUAUGUGAAUCUAGUCUAGGCACUUUCUUUAGCUAAACAUUUACUUUAUUCGUAAACACUGUGUAUUUAUUGCUUUAAGUUAAUGUACGAGCUUCAGAGUUCAAUAAACUGUGAAAUUCGUUGAAAGAUUAUCGUAAAGAAACGUAUUCAAAAAGCCGGUUUUAUGUCUCGUUUGUUUCCGUCAGCUGAUAGGUUACUCACGUGCCAGCUUAUAAAUAAACAAAGCUUUAGUUUAAUAAAAAAUUAUUCACCUCAGUAUAAACUUGCAAUAUUAAAUUGACGAUAGGUUAAUAUUAAAUUUAAAAAUAAUAUUUAAUAUUUUUACGAGAAUAUGGUAUGUUGCGUAUCAUUGAUUAAUACUAUCGUUGUUGCUUAUUGAAUUUUAUCGUAAUGGAACCUAAACUCAAUUUAAACCACAAUCUGCAUAUUUAUCUGCAUACCCAAUAUUGGUUUUCUGGUUUCAGAUUGCAUUUCAAAUAAAAGUAUCUUCAUUCAUCGUGUUACUAAUUUGUCUCAUCACUGCCAUUAAUGUAGCCAGUCAAGACUGUAUAUUUUGAAUCAUCUAUUUAGUAUAUUUGCCGGCAUAUUUGCAAAUUCUAGUUGCGGUCACACUGUGUGCCACAGUUGUUUAUUAUUCGCGGUAAAUGAGAAGAAAAAUAA